Osmerus eperlanus (European smelt) is the source of this 1838-nucleotide messenger RNA. RefSeq names its product leucine aminopeptidase 3 (gene lap3). Gene Ontology annotation, molecular function: metalloaminopeptidase activity; manganese ion binding. The transcript is spliced from 12 exons. Bases 128 to 1678 code for a protein of 516 amino acids. Lineage: Eukaryota; Metazoa; Chordata; Actinopteri; Osmeriformes; Osmeridae. The record is from RefSeq and is a predicted model, not a curated record. Gene Ontology annotation, cellular component: cytoplasm. Gene Ontology annotation, biological process: proteolysis.
GCGACAGAGUGCAAUUGUAAUGUCGUCGCCUGCCACUGACGUGUAGCAUGCGACAAUUCGAGGACAACCUUCCACACAUGUAAUUUACGUUAAAACAUCCCAGAAGACAGUUCAUCCUCAAAUAAAAAUGCUUUCGUUAAGAAGAGGGGUUUUGUUGGCGGUUCAGAGACAGCAUUGCCGGUAUUUCUCUGCGUCACAAAACAACUGGAAUGCCAGAAAAGGUUUGGUAUUGGGCGUGUAUGAUGAAGGAAAAGAGGGUAGCACCUUCCAGCUGACAGAGGCAACUGCAGCCUUUGACCGUGCCCUGUCUGGCAAACUCACCGAGAUGCUGAAAAUAUCUGGGCCACCACUAAAGAAGGGCAAAAACAGGAUAUUCUACGGUGUCCACGAGGAUUUUCCGUGUGUAGCGGUGGUGGGUUUGGGUAAGAACAACGCAGGUGUGUGUGGAACGGAAUACUGGGACACAUGCAAAGAGAACAUCAGAGCAGCAGUGUCAGCUGGUUGCAGGCUGCUCCAGGACCUUGAGGUGAGCCAUGCGGAGGUGGAUGGGUGUGGUGAUGCCCAGUCGGCUGCAGAAGGUGCUGUGCUUGGACUGUUCCACUAUGAUGACCUCAAGACCAAGAAAAAACCCAGAGUCACCACGCAACCACACAGGAGUGCAGACGUGGCAGGGUGGGAGAAGGGAAUCCUAUAUGGUGAAGGCCAGAAUCUGGCCCGUCUACUCAUGGAGGCUCCAGCUAAUUACAUCACCCCUACCGUGUUCGCAGACACCAUCGAGCAGAAACUGUCACCCUACGCUGACAGAGUCACUGUCCACAAGAGGCCUCAGGGAUGGAUAGAAGAGCAGAAAAUGGGGGCAUUCCUGAGUGUGUCCAAAGGCUCGGAGGAGCCCCCUGUCUUCUUGGAGCUGCACUAUAACGGCUGCCCUGACCACACACACACCCCACUGCUGCUGGUUGGCAAGGGGAUCACAUUCGACAGUGGUGGUAUUUCUCUCAAGCCCUCUUCUGGUAUGGAUGCCAUGAGAGCUGAUAUGGGAGGAGCUGCUACUGUGUGUGCCUCCAUUGUCACAGCAGCGGCUCUCAAGCUGCCAAUCAACAUCAUUGGCCUGGCCCCUCUUUGUGAGAACAUGCCCAGUGGGAAGGCCAACAAGCCAGGUGAUGUGGUCAGGGCCAAGAAUGAAAAGACAAUUCAAGUGGACAACACCGAUGCUGAGGGCAGACUGAUUCUGGCUGACGCACUCUGUUACGCUCACAGCUUCAACCCACGGGCAAUCGUCAACGCUGCCACACUAACUGGGGCAAUGGAUGUUGCUUUGGGUUCAGCAGCAACAGGAGUGUUUACAAACUCUGAUUGGCUCUGGAAUGAACUCCACAAGGCCAGUGUGGUGACAGGGGACAGAGUAUGGAGGAUGCCCCUGUUCCAACACUACACCCGACAGGUGACUGACAGCCAGCUGGCUGACCUCAACAACGUUGGGAAGUAUAGUCGGUCUGGUGGAGCCUGCACAGCGGCUGCGUUUCUGAAAGAAUUUGUGACGUCGCCUCAUUGGGCACAUCUGGACAUUGCUGGGGUGAUGAGCAAUAAGGACGAGGUUCCCUACCUAAGGAAAGGAAUGUCAGGACGGCCCACUCGGACAUUGGUGGAAUUUGCUGCCAGGCUGGCUAACCAAUCAUGACACACACUCACAUUGAGAGAGGUGCAUGCAAACAAUGAUUCAAAGCAUAAGUAGCUCUCAUAAACAGGGGCAAAGAUUUUGAGAUUUGUGUCAACUGUAGAGAAGUAUUUCUUAAAGAACACUUUGUAUUGUAUAUUUGAUUAAAAUACAACUGAGUCGA